UCCCAUUCUCCCUGAAUGCAGCAUGACACAGGCGCUCAGGCGGAUUGUGAUUGGUCAGCUGACAGAAAAACAGGUUACGCCAUAUUGUCAGCUUCCGAAGACAGCGCUAGAUUACUGCAAAAAUGAAAAAAUAGCUUUCUCGACCGCAAAGAUGGAUCAUACUGGGGCACUGGAAGGCGCACCCGUGAUGGAUUGUUCGACUAAGCAGGGAUCCGGUGUCUGCCUGCGAAGUCGACCAUGCUCCACCGAAAGAGACGGCCAGGUGCGGGCUGUCAAAGCUGCUCUCCAGUCCAGGUUGGGGCCCUAUGAGCCAGUCCUGACCUACCUUCAGUCCGUCCUUCUCUGGGAGAGGCCUUUUCAAUGUGUGCUUCUCUACAUUGUGGUCAACGUUGUGUUUUGGUUCUUCGCCCUGACCUCACUGCGCCUGCUCUUCCUGCUGGCCUCUGGUCUGGCUGUGGUUGUCUGUGUUGAUACCUGGAGGAAUAAGAUCUGGCCUGAGAUUAAAGUCAGAACCCAGCAGGAUGAGUCAGAAAACGAGAGCUGGGGUCUGGUGCAGCCCGACAUCAUCAGCGUGCCUGAGCUGUGCCAUCACAUAGCUGAGGCCUGGGUCAGUGCAGCAGUGCUCGCAUCCACUGUGACGCAGUACAAACGACAGAACCCUGGCAUGUUCUGCAUCCUGACCUGCAGUGUGUUUGCCUGCUUCGCUGUCUUUGGACGCUACAUUCCUGGACUGGUGCUCUCCUACUCUGCUGUGUGGGCGACUCUACUGGCUCCUCUGGGAGCGUACCACAGGAUCUUUCAGCAUGUGUGUGUGAAGCUGGAGCCGGCCCUGCAGCGGCUGGACUUCAGUGUUCGUGGAUACAUGAUGUCAAAGCCUAUUGAUAAUCAGUUCCUGCGGAGGCCGAUACAUGGUGCAGCCUCAGGUGACGCCAGCGACAGUGAGGAGGAGCUGGCUGCUUUCUGCCCAACAUUCGAUGAUGCUGUAGUCGCCAAAGAGCUCGCCCUGACUGACUCUGAGCACUCUGACGCUGAGGUGUCCUACACUGAUAAUGGGACAUUUAACCUAUCACGUGGCCAGACGCCGCUCACAGAGGGCUCAGAGGAUCUCGACAGACACAGUGACGCUGAAGAAUCCUUUGCUCAAGACCUCCCUGACUUCCCCUCCAUAAACCCUGAUGCCACUCUAAUGGAUGAUGAUGACGAUACGAGUAUAGGACUACCCAGCCUGGGUCCGUCUGGGCUAGCUAGUCACCGGGCCUCAGUGCUGGAUGUAGAUUCUCAUCUGGACUCAGACCAGGAGGAUCUGGAUACAGAACUUUCCCUCAGUGGCCUACCCCCUGCCUCUGAUUUUGCAGGAGACCUCGCUGGAGUCAUCGCCAGUAAUAUGAUCCAAGCAGCGCUGGCCGGAGCUUUGCAACCCAGGCGUCCUGCCCAUCGCAGAGAGGGCCCUCCAAGAGCUGGGGCACACCGGAGCUAUCGCAAGCAGUCCAGCUCUGAGCUGGACACAGACUUGGACGUAGAGGACUUUGAAAUGCUGGAUCAGUCUGAACUGAACCAGAUGGAUCCUAUUGGAGGAGGGGGUAGUAGACGGGGAGAGGGCCAGGGGUCUAACUUCUUGUCCAGCUUGCUGGGUAAACCACAGUGAGGUGUGUGAGUGUGGGUAUGUGUGCAGGUGUGUGUAUGUAUGUGUGUGGACAUGUCGGUCAGCUGUGAGUGUGUGUGCUGUGAGAAAUGGUUCUAGGUUCCAGCAGCCCUGCUUCUGAUUGGCAUCAGUUUAUCACUGUGAAGUACUUUUAUUUUUUCUCUCUUUUCAGUCUCUCUUCUCCUGGACUUUGAAACCCUGAUCAUUUAGAGAACUCUUCUCUGUAGGCUAAGCAAUAGGAAACAACCACAGUAAGACAUCCACACAUCAGAGAAACCAGCAUUAUUAACCCUCAUUGCAGUCUUGUAAUCUCGUGCAUACAGAGGUUACAAGGGGACGUGUUAGAUUAACAUUGGUGCCCAUACAAUCUUUUCUACCUGGAGGUCUACACAUACAGGGCUACUUAACAUGGGACCAAAUAUCACAUUCCUAUUGGUAGAGCUGAGCCAUGUCGCUGUGAAAUGACAUCAUGACACACACCUUUAAAUGAAUUAUGGCCAUCAGUUCACGCUGCUGUUAAUAUUACUGCUCUGCUGUCAUUUAAGUAACAUGUGGCUGUGAUCUGUUAGAAGAUGACUCAUUCAAUAUUACAGGUUUACAUGGAGGAUGUUAUCAGCUGCUGUAGGUUUGGACAGCCAGAGAUGAUAGAGGUGGAAUAUAUUUGGCUGAAGGUUUCAGUAGCUUCUCUCUGGUUUCUGUUCUUCUCCUCUUUCCUUCACCUUUCCGUAUGAAGACAUUUUUUUGGAAGCUUUUAUUGUUUUUAUUGACAAAUGUCACAUUACAGUCUUAGCAGGCGUGCAGAGUAACACAGGACGUUAUGUUUGUUGUAUUUAUAAACUUGUGUUGCUGGUUGAGAUUGGCUUCAUCUUCUGAGUGAACAAGCUCAAUAUAUUUUUCAUUUUUCUGCCCUUUUAACUGAAGAGAAAAAAAUGCAUUUUCCAUUCAUACCUUGGAUUAGCCCAGAGCUUGUUUGUAUGUGUGUUUCUUUUUUCAGAAAUGUUUAAACAAAUUUCAUUUUAUCUUUUACCAUCUUUGUAUUUCAUGUAGCGAACAGCCAUGCUGAACUUUCUAGAAAAAACUUAAAUAUUCCUCAAUUCACGGAUCAUUUGCUAUUUUAAUGGGGAAAUAUGUUUACAUGAAAACUAGGCUAAGUUCUCAUAAUCUUUUUUUUUAAAUGUUAAGUUUAUAAAGGUUUAAAGUGGAUUUUGUGUCCAGGUCAGUCUGACCUUACUUCAAUGGUCAAACCAUGUCAGUAUGUCAAAACAUAACAGUGGAAAUGGCACUUAUAACUUAAAAAAGCCACAUCAUGGAUUUAUUGAAACAGCUUCACCAGAGUCUAAAAACAGGAAAAUACAUGACUCUCCUUUUAAUUGUGUUAUUUUAAUUAGAAAUCAUAGCUGCAAAUAUUAAACUCUAUAGAAAACUGCUGGAUCCACAUUUAUGGAGAUGAAGAAAAAAGUGUGCACUGAUAGGAUAUUGCUGGGAUUUGGAAGUCUCAGUUGAGACUUGGUUUUAUCUCCUCAGUUAACCAGAAUGUUGCUCAUUGCUGCGCCAUGAAGAGUCUGCGUGAUCUGUAGUCGGUUGGAUAAUGUAACGUGGAUAGUAGUGUUUUUUCUUCCCUGUAUCUGGUUUUGAUAUGUUUUGAUGUGCAAAUCGUAUUGAAUAAAAUAUUUGCUAUUAA
Messenger RNA from Notolabrus celidotus (New Zealand spotty), 3323 nucleotides. It is a transcript of the gene retreg3, whose product is annotated as reticulophagy regulator family member 3. Gene Ontology annotation, biological process: reticulophagy. The coding region runs from base 23 to 1645 and encodes 540 amino acids. The transcript is spliced from 10 exons. Lineage: Eukaryota; Metazoa; Chordata; Actinopteri; Labriformes; Labridae. The record is from RefSeq and is a predicted model, not a curated record.